Molecule: messenger RNA, 1500 nt
Organism: Macaca mulatta (Rhesus monkey)
Lineage: Eukaryota; Metazoa; Chordata; Mammalia; Primates; Cercopithecidae
Gene: PGPEP1L
Product: pyroglutamyl-peptidase I like
Biological process (GO): proteolysis
Cellular component (GO): cytosol
Molecular function (GO): pyroglutamyl-peptidase activity
Source: RefSeq, a predicted model, not a curated record
CGUCCCGGCCCAGGGAGGGUGGCGGGGGCGGAAGGGCGCUAGCAGUAACCAGAGGUACCAUAAAGAAUUCUCCCCCACUGUGCGGUUCCCAUUUCACAGACAAGACAGCGGAGGCCCUGGGAAGGCCGGGCCUUGCCCACGCUGCCGCGCCUGGGAAGCAAGCCCAGGGUGUUAUCCAAGGGGAGGUGGAAUGCAGUGGUGGUUUUAAAAUGCCAGAAGCCUAGGAACCCAAAGGCCUCAGCAGGCUGGCACCUCCCCACCCCCGCCGGCGGCUCUUAGAGGCCGAAGAUUGAGGGUCGUGAUCAACUCACUAUACCACUGGAAGCCACGAAACCUGAGCACAGAGGUUAACUUCCCUGAGGACCCACAGCAGCAGAGAUUUCAAUCAAUAUUUUAAAGGCAGGCGCGAUCCUUGGCCUUUCGGGGCUCAGAACGCUACGGAAGCCCGGCGGCCAGGAGGGGUUGGGCUCCCGCUCCAUAGCGGCUCCCCUCCCCAGGCCAGCACGCGGCCAGGCGGAGGAAACGCCGGAGCUCAGAGAGCACAGAGCCCGGCCAUUGGGCAGCCGCCUGACCCAGGAAGCACAGAGCGAGCUCCCACUUCGUCUUCAUGGAUUCCCAGCCCAGCUGCGUGGUGGUGACUGGUUUUGGGCCCUUCCGGCAGCACUUGGUGAAUUCCAGCUGGGAAGCAGUGAAGGAGCUCUCCAAGCUGGGCCUGGGGAAUGACACAGUGGUGCAGCUGCGGACUCUGGAGCUGCCUGUAGACUACAGGGAGGCUAAGCAGAGGGUCACCGGAAUCUGGGAAGAUCAUCAGCCACAACUCGUCGUGCAUGUGGGCAUGGACACCUGCGCCAAGGCGAUCAUUCUGGAACAGUCUGGCAAGAACCAAGGCUACCAGGACACCGACAUCCGGGGCUUCCGGCCAGAGGGCGGCGUGUGCCUACCUGGCGGCCCAGACAUGUUGGAGUCAGGGGUCUGCAUGAAGGCAGUCUGCAAGCACGUAGCUGUGGAGGAUGUCGAGGUGCUAUUUUCUCGAGAUGCAGGCAGAUACGUCUGUGAUUAUACCUAUUACCUCUCUCUGCAUCAUGGAAAGGGCUGCGCGGCACUCAUUCAUGUCCCUCCACUAUCGCGUGGGCUCCCAGCCAGCCUGCUGGGAAGAGCCUUGCAAGUCAUCAUCCAGGAAAUGCUGGAAGAGGUGGGAAAGCCUGAGUGCAAAGCCCGGUUCGAAGAAAACUCAACCAUGGUGCUACCAGCCAAAGGGAACUGACCGGGGCAUUGCUCCUUUAGAGAAGAUCAAACGUUUCAAUCCUGUGUGUAGCAUUCAGCUGUGCAUUGAGAAACUUUUUCAAAAAUUGCUUGUAAGACAAAGAGGGGGAAAAACUUUUUGUGAUUUUGUUGGGCUACUUUAUUGUCGGGAGAAAGAACACUCUGAAAGGUGGACAUUUCACUGGAUGAACUAGCUUCAGUUACGGUUUUCAUGACAAUAAAAUGAAAUCCAAGUCA